This is a messenger RNA of Sinocyclocheilus anshuiensis, 860 nucleotides long. Its product is annotated as metalloproteinase inhibitor 3-like. The transcript is spliced from 5 exons. Gene Ontology annotation, biological process: negative regulation of endopeptidase activity; negative regulation of membrane protein ectodomain proteolysis. NCBI's taxonomy places the organism in Eukaryota, Metazoa, Chordata, Actinopteri, Cypriniformes, Cyprinidae. Gene Ontology annotation, cellular component: extracellular matrix. Gene Ontology annotation, molecular function: protease binding; metalloendopeptidase inhibitor activity. Bases 65 to 646 code for a protein of 193 amino acids. The record is from RefSeq and is a predicted model, not a curated record.
AGCAAGCUGUAUCUGGUCCAGAGCCUGAGUAUAUAGUUUAGUCUUGCGCUGUGAGAGUGAGAGUAUGUCUGCUGCUGUGACUCUAGCGCUGCUGUUCUUCUUGUCUGUGGCACUGAACGAACAGGUGACCGAGGGCUGCACAUGUUUACCAAAACACCCUCAACAGCAGUUCUGCGCGUCUGAUAUAGUGAUUCGAGCUAAGGUCAUUGGAAAGGUGCCCAGCACUCUCCCUCAACUAACUGCAUACAAAAUUCAAACUAUUCAGACAUUUAGGCAAUUAAACAAGAGAAUUCAGGUCAUCUACACAAGGUCAACUCAAACCUCAUGUGGCAUCAAUCUGGAAAACGGCGAGUAUCUGCUGUUAGGACCUGUCGAGGACGGCAGGGUCAUUCUUGAUUUAUGUGACCGUGUGGAACCUUGGAACCAACUCUCCCGAGUUCAAAAGAUGUACCUCAGCAUGUAUCAGAGAGGCUGUGUCUGUGAGAUCUCGCCCUGUACUGGAGCGUCCUGUUUGAUUGAGAUGCUUCAGAAAAAAUGUCUGAUGAGAGUCAAUAAUUCAUUCAUUCUUGAUGAUGAAGAGGCUCUUCAGUCUAUUUGCCUGCCAGGCAGUGGUGGCUUCUGCAGAUGGCGAAAAUUUCUUAAGUAACUACAAAAGCUCCUAAAAAUGAUGCCCUGAAGAACAAGUGCAUCAGCCAUUCGUCGGUGUGCAUUUUUGCCCUUUUGUUCUCCAGAAUGCUUAGAACAUUUUGAAAUGAAUUUAAACAAUUUAAUGAAGCUUUGCAAUGCAGUCAGCAAAUACAUACAAAACACUGUUUUCAUGGAGAUAUGCAAUCAACCAUUAAACUAUUUUGCAUGUAAAA